Molecule: messenger RNA, 4891 nt
Organism: Eleginops maclovinus (Patagonian blennie)
Lineage: Eukaryota; Metazoa; Chordata; Actinopteri; Perciformes; Eleginopidae
Exons: 2
Coding region: 333-4577 (1414 amino acids)
Biological process (GO): DNA integration
Molecular function (GO): nucleic acid binding; zinc ion binding
Source: RefSeq, a predicted model, not a curated record
CGGGUGUGGUUAGAGCGCCGGCUGCUGGGGUGAGGGGAGUGGCUCGGCCGGAGACCAGACAGCUGAUCGGAAUCAGGUAAUCAGGCGUUUAAUAUAAGGCAUGUUGGUAACCUGGUUCUGAUCUGUCUUGCAGUAGGCUGGGUCCUGGGAAGACGACACACCCCGUCCUGGCCUUCCCCGCUCGGAAAGUACCGCGGAGCUGCCUGUUGUGGGCACUAUUCUCAACCAAUAAACGCAUUGUUUUUGCCCAACGCCGAACGCUUCCGUCUCUUACCUGUUACCUGAGCCAUCCCGCUCACAGUGGCGCCUGAGCAGGGACGUGAACCCCUCAGAUGACGGAAGGAGAAAGCCCGCUGGGCCAGGCCCUCCAGCGUCUCGCCCUCAUGCAGGAGAGCACAACGGCCCUACAACGGCAGCAGAGCGAGGCUCUCCUCGUAAUCGCCUCCAGCCAGCGGGAGGACCGUGCUCUCCUGCGGGAGCUGCUGCAGCGUCCGGCCGCCCGGGAGGCCGAGCCAGUGACCAACCCCGCCCGGCCGCCGCAGAUUGCCCUCCAGAAGAUGUCAGCCGACGACGACCCAGAGGCUUAUCUGGACAUAUUCGAGGGCACUGCGGCGGCGUGCGGGUGGCCGGAGGAGGAGUGGGCUGUGCGGCUUCUUCCCCUGCUGGCCGGGGCAGCGCAGCUAGCCGCCCACAGCCUGCCAGCGUCUGAUCGACAUGAGUACAAGCAGUUGCGGAGGGCCAUCCUGGACCGGCUCGGCAGCACACCAGAGGGACACCGCCGCCGGUUCAGGGCCCUUCCCUUCGAGGACGCUGGCCGCCCCUUCUCCUACGCGAAGCAGCUCCUCGAUGCGGCGAGGCGCUGGCUUCAGCCGGGGAUGCGCUCCGCCGAGGACGUCAUGGAGCAGGUGGCACUGGAGCAGUUUGUCGCCGGGCUGCCAUCGUCAACGGCGAAUUGGGUCCAGUGUCACCGCCCUGCCAGCCUGGAGGCAGCCGUCGUCCUCGCGGAGGACCACCUUUCGCUUCCCCAGCGGAGCAUGAAGGAGGAGCCCCGACAACCUGUCGUCCCCGCGGACCGACCCGUUCCAGCCCCAAGGAGGAGGUUCCCGACAGCAGCCGCUGCACCGCGUUCCCCUCAACCCACGACCCGGCCCCUUCCCACCCAAGCCCUACCUCAUCUCUCUCUCUCUCUCUCUCCCCAGGAUCCAGCCUCCGCCUCUGGUCGUCCGGCACCACGGGGGGCUCCUCAGGCGCCAGGGCAGGAGUGCUGGCGGUGCGGGCAGCCCGGCCACUUCCGGCGGGAGUGUCCCAUGAUGGAGGUCGGACAGUUGGUCCGGGUUGCGGGACCGCCAGUUGCCUCCCCCGGUUUAGAAGGGACGUACCGUAUACCGGUAUGUAUACAGGGGGGUACCCACCAGGCUCUGAUGGACACGGGCUGUAAUCAGACGAUGAUCCAUCAGCGCUUGGUUCGGCCGGGGGCAUUGGUGGAAGCAUCGUGGGUGAAGGUGAGGUGUGUGCAUGGGGAUAUUCACCAGUACCCGGAGGUGACUCUGGAAAUAUCUUUUAGGGGAAAAAAGCAUAGAGUCAGGGCUGGAGUUAGUACUCGCCUCACGCACCCUCUGAUCUUGGGAACAAAUUGGCCGGGGUUUGCUAAGCUAGCGAGGGCUAUGGGGGUGCGUUCACGGGAGUCAGGGAAAUGUGAGUGGUGUGCUGUGUUUAGUGGCGAAGCGGCUGACGGCGACGAAGGGGGAACAGACACGGAGGGGGCCGGGGAGGCCCCUCUGCCCCCGCCGGUGUUCCCGGUUGAGGAUUUCCCCCUCGAACAGUCUAGGGACGGGACCCUUCAGCACGCUUUCGAUCAGGUGGUGAGUAUUGAUGGCUCCCAGCUCCACCCAAACACAGCACUCGCACACCCCCACUUUGUUGUUAUUAGGGACAGGCUGUAUCGUGUGAGCCGUGACACACAGACAGGAGAGAUCAAUACUCAGUUGUUGGUACCACAAAGCCGUCGGGAAAUGAUUUUCCAGGCGGCUCAUCACAACCCCAUGUCAGGUCACCUAGGGUACGAUAAGACACUACACCGGAUCAUGGCCCGAUUUUAUUGGCCGGGCAUUCGCGCGGAUGUGAAGCGGUGGUGUGCAUCCUGCAGCGAAUGUCAGCUGGUUAAUCCGCCGGCCACCCCAAAAGCGCCUCUGCGCCCACUCCCAUUAAUUGAGGUGCCUUUUGAGAGAGUUGGUAUGGACCUCAUCGGGCCAUUAGACCGGAGUGCACGGGGAUAUCGCUUUGUACUCGUCCUAGUGGAUUAUGCAACACGAUAUCCCGAGGCAGUGCCGUUGCGCAAUAUCUCUGCAAAGAGCGUUGCACAGGCACUGUUUCAUAUAAUCUCCCGAGUCGGGAUCCCGAAAGAGAUCCUGACUGACCAGGGCACGUCAUUUAUGUCACGCACACUACGCGAGCUGUAUGAACUGUUGGGCGUCCGCUCGAUCCGGACUAGUGUUUACCAUCCACAGACCGAUGGCCUGGUGGAGCGGUUUAACAAAACGCUAAAGAACAUGGUUCGUAAGUUCGUUCACGAGGAUAGCCGUAAUUGGGAUAAAUGGCUAGACCCUCUGUUGUUUGCAGUGCGGGAGGUGCCUCAGUCCUCCACGGGAUUUUCUCCCUUUGAACUGCUGUUUGGCAGGAAGCCACGGGGUGUUUUGGACCUAUUUAAAGAAAACUGGGAGGAGGGUCCGAGCACAAGUAAAAACGAAAUUCAGUACGUUAUGGACCUGCGAGCAAAACUCCAUUCACUGGGGCAGUUAUCACGGGAGAAUUUGCUGCAGGCUCAGGAACGUCAGCAGCGCCUGUACAACAGAGGGUCGAAACUGAGACAAUUUUCACCGGGAGAUAAAGUACUUGUGUUACUCCCAACUUCCAGCUCCAAAUUACUCGCCAAGUGGCAAGGGCCCUUCGUGGUCACACGACGAGUGGGGGACGUAGAUUAUGAGCUGGUGCGUUCUGACAGGGGGGGAGCAACACAGAUCUACCACGUAAACCUCCUUAAAACAUGGAGGGAAGUGGCGUCUGCUUCUCUGGCCACCACGGUGAGAGAGAGAGAUGAGUUGGGACCGGAGGUCAUUAUUAACACCGAAUUAGCCCCGGUCUGUUGCGGCGACCAUCUCUCACCCGGUCAGGUGGCAGACGUUGCCGCGUUGCAAGGGCGGUUUGCCGACGUGUUCUCCCCGCUGCCAGGGCGUACCUCUCUCAUAAACCACCGCAUAGAAACGCCCCCGGGCGUGGCCAUUCGUUCACGGCCCUAUCGGCUGCCUGAACACAAGAGGAAAAUUGUUCAGGCGGAGCUUCAGGCUAUGCUAGAGAUGGGAGUAAUAGAAGAGUCCACCAGUGACUGGUGUUGCCCUGUCGUGCUGGUACAUAAGCCGGACGGGUCAAUCCGGUUCUGUGUGGACUACCGCAGGGUUAACGAGGUGUCCAAAUUCGAUGCUUAUCCAAUGCCCCGGGUCGACGAACUCCUGGACCGGCUAGGCACUGCUCGUUUUUAUACGACACUGGAUUUAACCAAGGGCUACUGGCAGAUUCCCCUUUCUCCAGAGUCGAAGGAAAAAACGGCCUUCUCCACUCCGUACGGUUUGUACCAGUUUGUCACACUUCCUUUCGGGUUGUUCGGGGCUCCAGCCACCUUCCAACGGCUCAUGGACCGAGUGCUGCGUCCCCACUCUGCAUAUGCUGCUGCUUACUUGGAUGAUGUCAUCAUCCACAGUGAGACAUGGGGGCAGCAUAUGCAGCAGGUGGGGGCAGUGCUCGAGUCCCUGAGGCAGGCGGGGCUCACGGCCAACCCAAAGAAGUGUGCGGUUGGGCGGAGGGAGGUACGGUAUCUGGGGUACCACUUGGGCGGCGGGCAGGUGCGGCCACAGAUAGAGAAAACUGCCGCCAUUUCUGCCUGUCCGGUGCCCAAGACGAAAAAAGAGGUCAGGAGGUUCGUGGGGCUGGCCGGUUACUACAGGCGGUUCAUCCCCGCCUUUUCGGAGCUGACCAGCCCUCUGACCGACCUGACCCGAAAGGGUGCUUCAGAUCCGGUCCAGUGGACGGAGCAAUGUCAGCUGGCGUUUGAGAGGGUUAAGAAAGCCCUCUGUGGAAAGCCGCUUCUGUUCACCCCUAACUUCUCUCUACCUUUUGUUUUGCAGACCGACGCCUCGAACAGUGGGGUGGGGGCCGUUUUGUCCCAGCAGGUAGAGGGGGUCGACCGCCCCGUACUGUACAUUAGCCGUAAGCUGGCUCAGAGGGAGGUGAACUACAGUACGGUGGAAAAGGAGUGCCUCGCCAUACGGUGGGCGGUCGGCGCCCUGCGUUACUACCUCCUGGGGCGCCCUUUCACCCUCUAUUCGGACCAUGCCCCGCUCCAGUGGCUCCACCGCAUGAAGGAUGCCAACGCCCGGAUCACUCGUUGGUAUCUGGCGUUACAGCCGUUUAACUUCAAGGUGAUCCACAGGCCGGGUAACCGGAUGGUCGUGGCCGAUUUCCUCUCCCGCUCGGCGGAGGGGGGGGGGGGAGGUCGGCUGUCGGCCGGCGGGAUCCCGGCCUGAGUCGGGCGGUGGGGGUAUGUGGCAGCCGGGUGUGGUUAGAGCGCCGGCUGCUGGGGUGAGGGGAGUGGCUCGGCCGGAGACCAGACAGCUGAUCGGAAUCAGGUAAUCAGGCGUUUAAUAUAAGGCAUGUUGGUAACCUGGUUCUGAUCUGUCUUGCAGUAGGCUGGGUCCUGGGAAGACGACACACCCCGUCCUGGCCUUCCCCGCUCGGAAAGUACCGCGGAGCUGCCUGUUGUGGGCACUAUUCUCAACCAAUAAACGCAUUGUUUUUGCCCAACGCCGAACGCUUCCGUCUCUUACCUGUUACCUGAGCC